CCUCCAUGGGGCUGGGGGUGGGGAAGGGAUGGCUGGAAGGGACUGUGGGAAGCAGAAAUGAAUUAGCGGGGCAGAGAUUGCCUGACCAGUCCUUUCAAGAUACACCCCUGUCCCCGGCCACAGCCGUGAGGCCCACCAUUAGAGCUGUGGGGAGGUGCCCUCCCAGAUGAGGUGCCCUAGGGGGCCUGGUCCUGAGCCACCCCUGUGAGGUUAGGCCAGGGUGGGUCUCUGCUGAGAGUGCCCUCCAGGACUCCCCACCCCCCCAGGGCGGGGACUGUGCAGUAUUGGGGGCUGGGGGUCUCUCACCUGCCAACUUCUGGCCCAACCCCUCCCGGGCCAGAAUGGGAGAGCUUUGAAGUUGUGGUCUCAGGGGUGAAGCCAGAACAGGGCAUGGGGACCCGGCUGUCACCCACCUUGCCCACCCGCUGCCUCAGGUGAGCUCAGGUGCAGGGACCUCAGGCUGAGGCCUCACUUCCAGGGACCAGUGGCCCCGCCCUGUCCCCCCCCCCCCCCCGCCUUGAGGCGGGCUCUUGGGGUGGGGGGCGGGCCCUGCGGGCACCAGGCUGGGCCCCAACCACAGCGGGCAGGCGGAGCGGGGAACCCCCGGUUGGAGGGCCCAGCGUGGCGCCCAGGGCCAUGGAGCUGCGGCCGGGGCCAUGUGCGGUGGUGGUAGCUGUGGCCCUCCUCCUCCUGCUGCCCGGUGCCCGGGGCCAGGGCAGCACUCCCAGCGCCCACUGUGACUGUGUCCCCAACCAGAAGAGGAACGGUCUGGUCUGUUGCAGGGGCUGUCCAGCCGGUCACUACCUGAAGGCGCCCUGCACAAAGCCUUGCGGUGCUGCCACCUGCCUCCCGUGCCCCCAGGGCACCUUCCUGGCCUGGGAGAACCACCACGAGACCCGCUGUGCCCGCUGCCAGGCCUGUGAUGAGCAGGCCCCCCAGGUGGUCCUGAAGAACUGCUCGGCGGUGGCGGACACCCACUGCGGCUGUAGGCCAGGCUGGUUCAUGGAGUGCGUUGUCAGCCAGUGUCUCCUUGGCUCCCCCUUUCGCUGCCGCCAGUGCACAGACUGUGGGGCCCUGCACCGCCACACCCAGGAACCCUGUUCCAGCAAAGACGCCCACUGUGGGGCCUGCCUGCCUGGCUUCUACGAACAUGGCAACAGCUGCGUGUCCUGUCCCACGAGCACCCUUGGGAGCUGUCCUGAGCCCUGUGUGGCUGUCUGUGGCUGGAGGCACACUGCUCUUUCAGUGUUCUGGGUCCAGGUGCUCCUGGCAGGCCUGGUGGCCCCACUCCUACUUGGCGCCACCCUGACCUACACAUACCGCCGCUGCCAGCCUUGCAAGGCCAUGGUUCCCGGUAGGUGCACAGGUGAGGCUGGAGUGGAGGCCCUGACCCCCCUACAGGCCACGCAGCUCUCACCCCCAAACAGCACCCACACCCCUCUGGUGGCAGCCGGCAGUAGUGAGAAGGUCUGCACUGUCCAGCUGGUGGGCAGCAGCUGGUCCCCCGGCUCUCUCCAGACCCAGGAGCUGCCCAGCCCGGAAGUGACAUGGCCCUGGGACCAGCUGCCCAGCAGAGCUCUUGGCCCGCCGUCCCCGCCCUCACCAGCGCCCCCCGCAGGCUCGGCGGCCUCCACGCUCCAGCCCGGCCCGCAGCUCUACGACGUGAUGGACGCGGUGCCAGCGAGGCGCUGGAAGGAGUUCGUGCGGACGUUGGGGCUCCGCGAGGCGGAGAUCGAGGCGGUGGAGGUGGAGGUCGGCCGCUUCCGCGACCAACAGUACGAGAUGCUCAAGCGCUGGCGCCAGCAGCAGCCCGCCGGCCUGGCCGCCGUCUAUGCGGCCCUGGAACGCAUGGGGCUGGAUGGCUGCGCCGAGGACCUGCGGAGCCGCCUGCAGCGUGGCCCGUGACGCUGGGGCCCACCCGCUAGCUCGGGGCUCUGGUAGCCCUUGCAGAAGCCCUAAGUACGGUUACUUAUGCGUGUAGACAUUUAAUGUCACUUAUUAAAACCCCUGGCACGGCCCUGCGUAGCAGCGCCAGCCAGCCUCACCCCUGCGCGCCCCCAGGGUUCCAGCUAAGGCGAGGAAGCAUCAGCGUUGAGGCUCGGGAGGGCGUCGAGAUUGCUCAGCUGUUUCUCCGCCCGAUUUUGGCCGAGGCCUUGGUAUUAAAUCUACGAAGAAAA
Phacochoerus africanus (Common warthog) is the source of this 2177-nucleotide messenger RNA. It is a transcript of the gene TNFRSF25, whose product is annotated as TNF receptor superfamily member 25. Gene Ontology annotation, biological process: apoptotic process; immune response; signal transduction. NCBI's taxonomy places the organism in Eukaryota, Metazoa, Chordata, Mammalia, Artiodactyla, Suidae. Bases 637 to 1905 code for a protein of 422 amino acids. The record is from RefSeq and is a predicted model, not a curated record. The transcript is spliced from 10 exons. Gene Ontology annotation, molecular function: transmembrane signaling receptor activity; protein binding. Gene Ontology annotation, cellular component: plasma membrane.